ACAUGUCUCGUCUCUACGCCUGGGCUGGUCUUUUGUUUUGGGGCUCCGCCUCCUAUGAUGGGAAAGUACGCGAAGCACAGUACAAACUAUGGUUUUGUUGUUGUAAGACCAAGAUUAUAGAUUGAGAGAUACGUUUGCGUUGUUGACUUGGAUAGAAUAACCUGCUAAUGUCAACGUUAGCAACUAGCCUGUACAUGUAAAUGCUUUGCACUAGAAUGGACCUGUUGAACUCUCAGUUCCUGGACAAGAUGAACAAUAACAUUGGGAGACUGCACUACGACGAUGAGUCCAGGAUCCCCUCCCUGUCUACUGCUGUGCCAACCAUAACUGGGCCUUCCCCACACUGCCCAAACAAACGGAAGUAUGGGGACGAACAAAUGGAAAACAGACUGAACUGUGAUGACGACCACAUGACCAAAAUGAGCAGAAUGUUUGCUACUCACCUCGCUCGUCCGUCUGCUGGAGACAACCGCAAUGAGCACUGGAGCCUGAGCCACAGUCCUAUGGAGCGGCCAAACCCAUAUGCAACCAUUUCUGGCUACGCUAUAGACCAGCCGCUGGCUCUGACCAAAGGCCACAGUGACAUCGAAGUGUCGCGGCCUAUCAUGAGUGGGACCGCAGAACGGCAGCAGAAUCGGCCCUCGGUUAUCACGUGUGCUCCAGCAAGUAACCGGAAUUGUAACCUCUCACAUUGCCACAUGAAUGGCUGCACUCCUCCUCCGCCUGACGAUCAGAGAAAGACCAAUGCUAAGACCGUAUGCGACUCUGUCAUUGAGGAACACUUCCGCCGCAGUCUUGGGAAAAACUACAAAGAAGCCGAGGCUGUGUCCAAUUCAGUUUCUAUCACGGGUUCUGUGGAUGAUCACUUUGCGAAGGCGCUGGGAGAUGCCUGGCUUCAGAUACAGGCCAGAGGUAGCAGCCACCAGACUCCAGAGGAUGACCCAUAAGAUGGGGGAAGAGGGGAUUGAAAGGGAUCAUUUUAUUAUUCUCCCUUCUUGCCAAGAAUCAACUUCUCUUAGCCAAGAACCGUGUAAGACGUGUGGUUCUCACAUAGGUGGUUCCUCUCUGGACCUCAAGGUCAAUCUUGUAGAACACUCAGCUCACUUUUGUCAAUUAAAAUUGGUAAUUUUCUACCCACAAAGAAGGAACUAAAUUUUGAGUCAUUUGAUAGUUGUGGGAAAAUGACUAAUCACACUGUAAGUUUCUGAAUAUAGAUUCCCAAAGUUGUCAGCAUGACAACAGAUUUUUGACCUGCCUGUCAUCCGAUUUGAUAGCCAAAGACCUUUCCAGCCUUUCUCCACCAGCCUGUAAGCCAUAUUAUCCGUUCUUUCAUUGCCACUCUAAGAUCACACUGCUUUUCAAUCAAUAUUACUUGAAAAUGACAGCUAUGUCUCUUUUGCACUAUUAUGUUCUUGACCUCUGGUGUCACAGGAUACCUGUUGGAAGUAAUGUGCAACAAUGCGUUUUGAGAUUUAUAUGAGAAGAUUACUGCCUUGGCCUUGUUGCUUUCUGAAAACACUAGAUCAAACUGUCUUUUUUAUGAUGAUGAACUGGACUUAUCCACUGUUUAAUAACUAGUUUGCUUACACAUUCACUAAAUUUGAUAACAUAUUUCCACUAACAUCAAUCAUAGUCAAACUUUUAUUAGAAAGCAUGAUUCAAAUAGCUGGUUUCUAUUACAAACUUUAUCCUUAUACUGUGUAUUUAGCCAGAUUUUAUUUUUAUCUGUGAUAUCUUAGAAAUAGUCACUGCUGGUACAGUUGUACUCCUUAUAUUUUUUUUUUGUAUCUGACUCUACUUAGGUGCAUAUCUUGGCAUCCAUCAACAAAUCGCAGCCUCUGGCAAGGCUGUCUGCAGUUUUACCAGCUGCAUUAUUGUUACUCUGCGGAGCUGGAUGUUGUAGCUUAACACAUGACUGAAUGCGGCUAAAUCUCCUCCUCUGUAUUAUAGUUGAUAAGCAGUGACUUUAUUUAUUCUCAACAUGUUGAUUUUUGUUGUGAAACUUUUGCUUUGGAGAGGAUUCCUAAACUACUUCAUUAACAAAGAAGUUGAUUUUCAGUUUGUUAUUAAUACAAGACAGAAGUAGCCUUAGUUUUUAAGUUGCAUUGAACAUUCCACCAAUGCUGCUGAUCUUUCGUAGUCACAUCAGUUGCUUAGCUGGUACUGUUACAAUAUUGUGUGUUUGUGUUUUUUGUUUUCCCCUAAGUCUAAAUCGCGUUCUAAUGUUGCCAAAUUUCUUAUUUCAUGACGUAGGGCUUAAUAGAGUGCCAUAUUUCUGAUAAAGUUGAUGUUUAAUUCCUAGAUUUGAAAACUUACUGACUUAUUGAAGUGUUCCAACCUUCUCAUAUUUGGUUGUGUCAAAAUCAGAAAAUUUAAUGUAUUACAGUGGAAUUCAACUUUUCACAUUGUGUUGAAGGACAACCACAAACAAAAAUGUUUAAAUGGGAUUUUACAUGACAAGUGAACGCAACAUUUCACAUCAUUAUGAUAGAGGAAAGAUGAUGCAAAAUGUUUCAACGUUUUUUACAAAUAUGUCCUGUGCCUUGCUUAUACUUUAUAAAAGGUCUGGACUGGGUCACUCUAGCGAUUGUACUUUGAACUAAACGGUUUCAUUACAUCAAUGUUUGUGGUUCUAAUGUGACUAAAUGUGAUACAUUAUGAUACUUUUUUUACGACACCACAUGUGAUAGUGUGACAUUUUUGAUAACAUUAUUUGGUAUUCUAAGGUUCUUUUUCUAUUAACGUUUAACUCCCAUGUUUUUAUUAAUAUUGAUUUUUAUUUUAUAAACCAUAUAAUCUUUUCUACUUUAUUUUACACAUCCAGGACCAUCAUUGCGCGGUGCGGAAUGAUCAAUGUUUGGUUUCCUUUCAGCGUCAUCUACAUGCGCUAAAGUAGAUGACACUUCUACUGUGUAGAAUGACACCAAUGCAGCUUGUCUUCUUAAAUUUUCCAUUAAUAAGUGCAGAAACGGUUUUCUGACAUUGAGGCUUCCUCCGUGUAGACUUCUGUAACAGGUUGGAGUUUAAGCUUUCUGUAUGUAUUUGGAGAAGUGGGUGAUUUAUGGGAUGUGCUUGUUUGACACAAGUAAAAGUUUCUCUAAUGUAUUUGCUGGUUUUAGGCCUAUAUUUAAUUUUUUUAGAGUACCUGCAUCUUUAAGACUGUAUAAAGUUCUGGUUUUAGGAGUCAUCCUGGUAGAAAAAUAUAAAGGGUUUUUCAUCUUUAUUUCUCUGGAAGAAAACACUUUUUGUACUUAAAUAUUUUCAAAAUAAACUUAUAAUGGCUUCA
Molecule: messenger RNA, 3286 nt
Organism: Poecilia latipinna (sailfin molly)
Lineage: Eukaryota; Metazoa; Chordata; Actinopteri; Cyprinodontiformes; Poeciliidae
Product: transcription cofactor vestigial-like protein 4
Exons: 6
Coding region: 201-947 (248 amino acids)
Biological process (GO): negative regulation of DNA-templated transcription
Molecular function (GO): transcription coactivator binding
Source: RefSeq, a predicted model, not a curated record